AUGCCGCAAGAAGAUGAAUUCUGGUACCGUGGCGGAACACAAACGGAAGCUCGGAACAUGCCCAGCAGUCUAUAUCCAAGGCCGAUCCGACCUCAAGAAUUGCACCCUGAUAUCAUCAAUACACUCCGAUAUUCGAUUGCCAUGGACAGUGGUCAGCGAUAUAAAGCGGCAGUGAUUACAGCCGCCCGGCAGCCGAUCGAGCUUUGGGAGUACCAAGCCAUUCCACCACCUGCUGGCUGCAUCAACAUCGCCGUGGUGCGCGCCGGCGUAUGCGGCACGGACUUGCAUCUAUGGCAAGGAGACAGCGAAAGCAAUGAGCCCUUCAUCAUCGGACACGAGGGUCUGGGCCGGAUCAUGGCGCUAGGCGACGGGGUAACCACCGACCACAGUGGAGCGUCCGUGGCUGUAGGCGAUAUAGUCUACUGGAACCCUAUCCGGCCGUGCCACGCCUGUUAUGAGUGUACCAUUCGCCGCGAUCUUACCGGCUGUCAGAAUGGAACAUUUGUCUCGCCUGCGCGAAACAAUAUCACCUGGGCCAGCUACACCCAGGUCGCUACCUUGCAGCAGAACAACAACUUCUACCGCGUCUCUCCAGACGUGCCGCUGGACAACUUCAUCGCCCUGGGCUGUGCGCUGCCGACCAUGCUGAAGGGGCUGGAAAACAUGGGGCCCAUAGAGCGCGGUUCAGCGGUGUUGGUGCAAGGGUGCGGCGCCGUUGGGCUGGCGGCCAUCUUCCUGGCCAAGAUCGCAGGCGCCAGGGCGAUCAUCUGUAUCGAAGGAAAUGCCGCGCGGAUGCAGAUGGCCAAGAAAUUCGGCGCCACCGAGGUGCUGAACAUGGCGAGCACUGAGUACAGCACCCGGCAGGCUCGCGCGCGACGAAUUCAGGAUAUUGUGGGAUCGCAGGGGCUAGAGCUAGCAAUUGAAUGCAGUGGACAUGCAUCAGCGGUGGAGGAAGGACUGGCCUUGGUGACCAGAAACGCUCGAUACCUCCUGGUGGGAACCUGGGCAGGGGCUGGAACAGUGCCGUUGUCUCCAUUUGAGACUGUUCACAAGGCCCUCAAGAUCAUCGGGACCACCUAUGCCUCCCCUGAGAACUACUAUGAGGCGGCACGCCUGGUAGAAGCCCACUUUCAAGAGUUUCCCUUUGCCGAGUGUGUUACCCAUCGAUUCCCCCUGUCUGGAGUGAGCGAGGCGCUCCAGACAGUUUCAACAGGGACGGCCGUUAAGGCCGUCAUUGAACCCCAGGCGGAGUGA
Aspergillus versicolor CBS 583.65 is the source of this 1254-nucleotide messenger RNA. RefSeq names its product zinc-binding dehydrogenase. The record is from RefSeq and is a predicted model, not a curated record. Bases 1 to 1254 code for a protein of 417 amino acids. Lineage: Eukaryota; Fungi; Ascomycota; Eurotiomycetes; Eurotiales; Aspergillaceae. The transcript has a single exon. Gene Ontology annotation, molecular function: oxidoreductase activity.